Messenger RNA from Acanthosepion pharaonis, 975 nucleotides. Lineage: Eukaryota; Metazoa; Mollusca; Cephalopoda; Sepiida; Sepiidae. The record is from the annotation of a GenBank genome assembly.
AUGCCUGUGGACAUUCAAAAGUUUGCUGCAGAAAAACGUCUUCCACAUGAUGGAUUUACUUCCUUCCAUAUUGCUCUCCCUUUACAAAAAGAUGCCACUGGCCAUUUGUCUCCAUUUCAUUCAAAAAGACUGAAGACAAAUUCUAAUGAAGAUCUUAUUCUUCAUUUGCCAUUUGAAAAAGAAACCAUGAUUCUUCAAUUGCAAACUGGUUUCUCUGUUCUUCAUUCGACCACAUCAGUCAGUUUAGCCAAUGGUGACAAAGAGGAAAUGAUCUCCAAAGGACCUUUCCCCAACUGUUAUAUCUCUGGUCAUGUCGUCUCACAUGAUGGAAUAGCGUCCUUUUCACACUGUGGUGAUGGAUUGUCAUAUAAUGUGCUUCCUCCCUGCAAAAAAUAUUCCUCAUUAGUCAGAUAUACUAACAAAAAAUUAUUUUUAGGUAUGUAUCUAAGUCCUGAUGAAACUUGUGAAGCAAGGCAUGGCCUUGGUUACCGAUAUCGGUUCUACCCAGAUUUGGGACCCUGUAUGUACCAUAGCUGUACUUACAUGAUGAAUGGGCUAAAAUACGGAACAAUGAAAGUGCAUCGAUAUGGAAUGGCUGGUCUCUAUUGCGGUUAUCACAAGAUAUGCUUAUUAUCUCUGAAAUAUGUGAUAGCCAAUGUUCUCGAAAUUCCUGCUUUUGCUUCAAAUAUUGUCAUUCAGUUCAAUUUCACAAAUGAAGAAGAAGCAUUUUUGAUGCUUUGGUCUAAAGAUGAUAUUGCUAUUCUUGACCCUCACUUAAAUACUACAAAGACCCUACAGAAUCCUGUUCAGUUUGCUAAAGCACAUUGGGAUUAUGAUACUAAGUGGUUUCUUGUCUCAGAUGGACCCAUUGGCCAGCCUGUCAAAAUUAAGGUUAUGGUUGGAGGAAACACAACAUCGAGAUCUUUAAUUUAUAAUUAUUCACUGCCCAUUGUUCCAGGUCAGUUAUUCAUUUGA